UCCGAUCGCGACUCGUGCGUCGUUUUGUUUUCUUUAACAAUCCUAAGUGAACGAGAAGUCGAGAGAAAAGAUAAAAAAAUAAAAUAAAAAGUCGGCACCACGUGACGAGCUAGAUGAGAUCAGUGAGGGAAAAGAAACCAUCGAGAGUUCAAUGAUUUUUAUUCCAAAUUUUUCACAGGCUUUUCUUUCUCGUUUUUCUUUUCUUGUUUUGUAAAAUAAUUAUUUUACUCGAUUGUUCCCCUGGUGAGCAGAGUGUUCCUUCUCGAGUUACCCCGCUCGAAAGGGUGAUUAAGAAUUACUGCAGUGAAAAUCGUGAAGUGGUUCUAUCGCCGUGUGUAACCAGCUCAAAGAGAAAAUCGAGACUCGUGACCGUCCUGCUCGUGGAAAACGCGGUUUCCAUCGAACUGUGACUUUGGACGAUCUUGCUGAACACGUGCGGUAGUUCUUCGAUUCUUCUGCCAAACCAACUGCCGUGAUUCGACUGAUUUUCAUUUAAGGAAAAAUUUGAUAUACCAUUCGAGAAAAACAUGAAACUCAUCGUCCUUUUGGCAAGCGCUAUGUGCGUGGCUUUGGUCGGCUCGCAUCCGGUUCCCGAAGGAGAACGUUUUCGGUCCGAGGCACUAGAUCGACUGGUGAUGGUCGAAGCUGACAACGAGACCGCCCUCAGGAGCAAAAGGACGAUCGGUAUCCUGCGCGAACUGUUCCCAGAGGUAUCUCAGGACGUGAACCCGGAAGCGGAGGACAGGGUGAACGAGGUGGCGGCGGAGUCGCAGAACAACGAGGUGAAAGUGCAAUUCGCGGACGAGCAAGGAAACGAUGAUUCAGUGGCACCUCUGACGCCGUUGGACGAAGUGGAAGCAGAGGACGACGAGAACAGGAACAAGAGGUUCCUCAACUUUGGUUUCGGCGCGUCUGGGGACAAGUCCGGUAGCGGCGCUGGCUCGGGCAACUUCCUGUUCGACAUUAUCAGGCAAGCGGCCGACGGGGCGGCAAGAGCGGCGGGCACGGUGUACCGCGUGGUGGCAGGUACGCAGAGCCUAGGGCUCGGUUUAAGCGCCUCUCGGGACUUGGGCCCUGUCCCCCAAGGUGCCGCCCCUGCUGCCGCUCCAGCUGGUUCCUCGACCACGGCGGGAUCCUCGACCAGCGCACCGGCCGCGUCAGGAACCGGAAACUUACCACCGCUGGUGGCGGGUAGCGGAAGUGCCUCGCAUGGCACUGGUAAGGUAGAGGAACCACCGGAAGCGGUUCCUGGACCAGUCACUAGGCUCUUCGUCAUCGCGAACAGAGGAAUAUCGAACCUCAUCCAGGACCUCAUUCUUCGUCUUGCAGCGACGAGCGAGCGUAUCGUCAAUUUCAAGGCAAGACUGAUCACUUCCAUCAUCUAGAGCUCGGUACGCGAGGCAAAAGGUGUGCGGAAGUGAACAAGAAGAUCCGAUGGUCCUGAAAAAUGAUCUGGAUCCACGUGGGAGCCAUUGUCGAGCCGUAAUUAUUGUCGCAGGAACACGGGUACGACGUUGGCAACGUAAUCAGCCAACACGUUGCCCCCUUGUCCCCGAGGUCCGAAUUGUCUCGUCGAUGGUAGAGAAUCGUCCUCGUUAUUCAAACAGUCCAACCUCGCGACUUCGUGUUUGCAAUCACUUGUAAAUCGUAAUACUUGACGCCCUCGUUUCCCUUUUGUCCUUCUUCGUUUCUCUACUUCUCUGACUACUUCCCAUUCCCUGUUUCUCGUCCUCCAACGAUUCUACGACCCUUCUUCUUUCUUUCUGUGUAUAUCAUAGCCUGUUCUGUUCUCUAGUUAACGUUCCCACUGUUGAGAUUCGUCGAGACGAAAGAAAUCGUGCGUUUUACACGAUGCGUAUUGUUACAUUAUGGUCGAAAUUGAAAAUUUUAAUUUAUAAAAGGAUUAGUACGUAACGAUUAGUUAUUCCACUUAAUCUGGACGCGUUUCGAUCGUUUUCUUCUUCCAUAUCAAGUUUUCAGCUUUGUAGAAAUCAAUCGUGUAAAACGCGCACGUCGGUGUAACUUCUCACCCAGCCUCGCGAAAGUAGCGUUUGGAUCGCGUAGAAUCUCGCGUGAACUUGUACAUAAUAACUGUUCCCAGAAUGCAACAGUGCCAAGAAUCGAUCAUUCUUUUCUACUCCCCCUAAUCGAUAUCAGAUAGAUUUCCUUCCGAACAGCCGCGAUCGAUUGUUAACCGGUCGACGACUGCAGUGGCUGUCGAUAAUCACCGAACCAUCAGCACCUUUCUAGAAAAAUAAGCACGAUCUGAAAUUAUUUUCGUAGAUGUUAAGCGAUUGACAGUCUGACAUCGAAUCUUUUCUAGAAUUUUGUUAAACGACACCUGGCCGGCUGUUUGUUCACCGCAUUACAGUAUGAAGCGAUGAUCGUUCUUUCGAUGAAGAGAACGGUUGCCGUUGAUUGAUAUGUUCGUUAACGUGUGCCUCUUUUAUUGUAAAUCGUCCCUGUUGUUUUGUAGUGUAAAUAAAUAAUAAAAUAUUAUUGUCAUAAAA
Molecule: messenger RNA, 2510 nt
Organism: Osmia bicornis bicornis
Lineage: Eukaryota; Metazoa; Arthropoda; Insecta; Hymenoptera; Megachilidae
Exons: 7
Coding region: 528-1385 (285 amino acids)
Source: RefSeq, a predicted model, not a curated record